AUGAGCACGUCGUCUGCAUCGUUCGCCGGCCUGUGCGCCGUGUGCGACAAGCCGGGCUCGCUACGCUGUGGCGCCUGCAAGGCGCUCAAGUUCUGCUCUCCCGAGUGCCAGUCUCUCCUGUGGCCGACGCACAAGGUCCUGUGCGGCCGCGACCUCGACACGUUCUUCAUGCCGCCCAUGUCGCCCAAGGAGAUCACGCAGCUCGAGCGGGUCAAAGACGAGCCAGUCUGCCCAGAUGGCUCGAACUUUCUCACGCAGAUGGACAUCAGCUGGCCUGCUUUCGCCGACAGAUUGCGCAGCGACGCCCACGCCGAGCCGCUCGGAGAGUUCCUGCGCCUCGACGCGCUCCUCACGGCGCACCGCCGUCUGGGCAAGGCGGACAAGGUGGACCCGCCGCGCGUGGCCGUGUCGCCUUCGCCAUGGCGCAUCUUCGCGGACAAGGCCGACGCCUGGACCGUGCGGUCCAGCUCCCUCGCCCACGGCAGCAACGACGUCGAGCAGACGGCAACGCACGUCGUCGACGCGAUCUACGCCGGCCGCAGCCCGUUUACCGUCCUCAACGCGGUCCUGCGGCAGCACCUCGUGGCGGCGACCAUCAUGUACCAGGUCGUGUCGCCGACGCCCAAGCUUCAGCCCGCCGAGGCGCUCGCUCUCGUCCGGCUGUCGGACAAGCGCCUGGUGGAGGCGCUGCGGCGGAGCGACAUGUCGGAUGAGCAGCGCUUGAGGCUCGACCCGGCGUUGGAGCGCAAGUCGCCCGGCGACGUCGACUGA
Molecule: messenger RNA, 771 nt
Organism: Rhodotorula graminis WP1
Lineage: Eukaryota; Fungi; Basidiomycota; Microbotryomycetes; Sporidiobolales; Sporidiobolaceae
Exons: 3
Coding region: 1-771 (256 amino acids)
Source: RefSeq, a predicted model, not a curated record